Messenger RNA from Peronospora matthiolae, 1851 nucleotides. NCBI's taxonomy places the organism in Eukaryota, Oomycota, Peronosporomycetes, Peronosporales, Peronosporaceae. The record is from the annotation of a GenBank genome assembly.
AUGUGGAGUUUCGACGAGCAAGGACGUGUCUGGAAUGUGGGCCGUCGACAGUCGUGCAACGAACCACGUUUGCCACAAAAGACCAAGUUUGCAAGUUUGGUAGAGCGCAACGAGGGCGAACUAUUGGUGGCUGAUGGCAACAAGGUGGCCAUCAAGGAUGUUGGAACCAUCAUAGAAAAUGUGGUUCUGACCAACGGCGAAGAGCGCGAGAUCGAGAUCAAGAACGCGUUACAUGUUCCCAGUCUGAGCAAGAACCUGCUUUCGGUGCCACAGACUAACAGGCAUGACAUCUCCAAGUCGUGUUUGACGGGUCCAAGAUUCGACGUACUGCGCAAGAUGAUCACGACCAACAUGAUCAAGGAUGUGCGAGUCCCUCUCAAGUUGGGUGGAGCAAGUGCAUGCCGCGGGUGUCAACAAGGUGAAAAAGUCCAAAAACCAUUCCCAAGCAACCGCGACAAGCGCAGCUAUGAUAAGUGUGAGCUGCUUCAUCUGGACAUCUGUGGGUCCAUGGAAAAUGAUUCGCUCGGUGGUAGCAGAUAUCUGCUACUGAUCAGUGAAGACUACGUCCGGAAGUACAUCACUGUGGUUCAGACGCAGUUCAGUAAGAAGGUCAAGUUUGUGCGACACGACGGAGCUUGCGAGCUCGCAACCAACUCGCUUCAAAUGUUCUACAAAGAUGAAGGCAUUGAACAGCAAACAACGGUGACAUAUGCGCAUCAAACCAACGGAACAGCAGAGCGUGCCAUUUGGACUAUCCUUACGAUCGGCCGCAGCAUGCUUCAUCAUGCCAAACUAGACAAUUGUUUCUGGGCUGAAGCAGCGAUGACGGCCAUCUACGUCAAGAAUCGACUGCCGUCACCUAAAGUCGUACUCAAGAAUACGUUUGAGAUCGUCUACAACUCUACGCCAAGCGUCAAGCACAUGCAAGCAUUCGGGCGCCAGACGUACAUACUGACGCCAAAGGAGAAUCGGCUUAAGUGGGAUCCAAAGGCUCGCACUGGCAUAUUCGUGGUUAUCAGUCGCGAUGUCAACUUCGACGAGUCCACCUUUGGACUUCCGCCGCCGAUCACUGAUGAAGAUGCCGAUGACCUGGACUUCGAGUUGCUUGACCUCAAUGAUGAAGAGCCGCGUCAGGUGGAGUACAAGCAAACAGGCAAGCGCAAAAACCGCCUCAGUGAUGAAGAUACAGCAGCUCCACGGCCACGUGCAGUGCGUCAACGACCUGGACUAGAAGAGUCAACCGCGCUAGAAAACAACUCGUCACGCCAAGAAGAAGACGAAGAAAGGAAGGAUUCUGAUGAAUCAACUCCGCCUGUGUUUUGGCAUGCGAGUGCGAAUGUCGUUGAAACAGCAGCAGACUUAUCAGAGCCCUACACACUUGAGGCUGCAGUGAGCGGCCCUGACCAAGUGCACUGGCAAAUGCCAUUUAUGCGGAACUCGAGUCGAUGCGCCUUCGCGGGUUUCCGCCAAAAAUAUGGCAUCGACUACACGGAGACAUUUUCAUCCGUGGUCAAGUAUGUGACGCUGCGAAUGGAGAUCGCAAUUUCCAAUAACUUUGGAUGGCCCAUCGACCAGCUUGAUGUGAUGACGGCUUUCCUGUAUGGCGUCAUGAAGGAACAAGUGUUCUGCGCGAUUCCUGAAGGCGUUGAACUUGAUAGUACGUUCGAUUGCCUGGAAUUGGUGAAGUCAAUUGUGGCCUCAAGCAAGCGUCGCGAGUGUGGAACGAGACGUUCGACGAGUUUGUGUGCUCCAUUGGAAUUCAAGUAUCGGACUUCGACCCAUGUCUCGAGAUCAAGACUUCGGUCGGCCAUUGUGUAUUUGUACUGGUCUACGUGGACGACGUCUUGGUGA